Molecule: messenger RNA, 1129 nt
Organism: Drosophila virilis
Lineage: Eukaryota; Metazoa; Arthropoda; Insecta; Diptera; Drosophilidae
Product: oxysterol-binding protein-related protein 11
Biological process (GO): retrograde transport, endosome to Golgi; receptor recycling; endosome organization
Cellular component (GO): recycling endosome; early endosome; trans-Golgi network
Source: RefSeq, a predicted model, not a curated record
UGUUUUCGACAAGCUGGCAACACUGCAACCAUAAUAAAUUUGCCAUAAGCGUUUUAUAAUUUCUAUAUAAUUUUUUGUUUUCUUCUUAAAACCACAAUAAAUUGCAAAAAUUCUGCGCAAAAUCAAAGCGGCACUCCAACGCAAAAAGCCCCGACGCAAAGAAAAGCCAGUACAGCAACAGGCACAGCCGGAGACGAAGCGCAGCUGUCACCAGGACGACGCCCGGAAAAAGGAGCCCGCCGCCGCCAACAGCUCCUGCUGCCAAAUGGAAAGCCAACUGAAUCGCAUGAUUAAUCAGUCGCUGCGUCAUCCGCUCAGCGGCCAGCUCAGCAAGUACACGAAUGUGAUGAAGGGCUGGCAGUACCGCUGGUUCACGGUGGACGCCAAGACGGGCUUUCUCAGCUACUAUCUGUGCGAUUCGUCGUCGGUGGGCGAGGAUAUUGCGCCGUCGCCGCAUGUCCUGGCCAGCACGCCGCGCGGCCAGGUGCAGCUGGCCGGCGCUGUCGUCUAUCCAAGUGAUGAGGAUUCACGGACAUUCUCCAUUGCCUGCGCCUCCGGCGAUACGGUCAAGUUGCGUGCGAACGAUGCACGGGCGCGCCAGGAAUGGGUCGACGGGCUGCGCGCCGUGGUCGAGAGCCAUACGCAGGCCAUGGACAUAAGCAAUUCCUCGCCGCUGCCGCCGCGCGAGCUGCUGGCCGCCUCCGAUGCGAUGGUCUCGGCUCGCCAGGCGCUCUUCCUCACCGAGCAGUGCAAUGCUUCGCUGGCGCGCGCCAUUGAGAAUAUUGACUGUGCUUCCUUUUCGCCCACGGAUCCGGAUCUGUUGCUGCUCAAGGCCAUCUCCACGGCCAGCACCCAGUGCCUGCAUCAGUGUCUCAGUCUCCUCCAGCGCCAUCAGGAGAUCAAUCAGCCCUCGGGCGAGAUGACGCCCCCGAGCAUGGGGCUGGCUCUUCAAUAGCAGUUGCUACUUUAGCUCAGCUAAGCAUUUCAUGAAAUCAAAGCAAUAAAUUCGCCUUGUUCUAUGUGUCUGUGUGUGCGUGUAUGUGUAUGUGUGUGUAUGCUAAGCAAAUACUGUAAAUACUGUUUUUGAUUCCAUUCAAUUGCCUUGACAAAAUAUAAAAGCGCAAAAUUA